UCUACCCAGUGAUAAACCCUAGGGCGAGAGAGGCGAGGAGGAGAGAGCGAUGGGCAGCAGGAGAAUGAGCACGCAGAUCUUUCCCGUGCGCCUCUCGGCGGCGCAGCAGGAUGCGGCGUAUUUCCACUCCUACAAUCACGUCGGCAUCCACGAGGAGAUGAUCAAGGAUCGCAUUCGCACCGAGGCCUAUCGCGAUGCCAUUUUCGCGCACCAGGAGGCGAUCAAAGACAAGGUUGUGAUUGAUGUGGGGUGUGGAACUGGUAUACUCUCGAUUUUCUGCGCUGCUGCUGGAGCGAGAAAGGUGUAUGCAGUGGAUGCGAGUGAUAUCGCUGUCCAGGCUCGAGAGGUUGUGAAAGCUAAUGGCUUCUCGGAUGUUAUAACAGUGAUAGUAGGAAGAGUGGAGGAGAUCCAACUCGAGGAGAAGGCUGACGUGAUCAUCUCCGAAUGGAUGGGCUAUAUGCUGCUAUACGAGACUAUGUUGCCGAGCGUCGUGUGUGCGAGGGAUCGCUGGCUGAAGCCCGGAGGCUUGAUGCUUCCUUCUUUUGCCACUCUUUACAUGGCUCCCAUCACUAACCCCGACAGAUAUGGCGAGAGCAUCGAUUUCUGGCGCAAUGUCUACGGAUUUGACAUGUCUGCCAUCUUGCCUCUUGCGAAGCAAUGUGCUUUCGAAGAACCAUGCGUGGAAGUGAUCACCGCCGAGAAUGUAAUCUCAUUCCCGAUUCUGGUGAAGCGCAUCGAUUGUAGCACAGUUACUCUGGAAGAACUGGAAACAGUAACUACAACUUUCAGUGUGCCUUCUAUCAUGAGAGCCCAUCUACAUGGAUUUGCUCUCUGGUUUAACGUGUCCUUUGGUGGUGAUGCUUCUUCCCUGCCAAAAAGCAAAGCAGCGAGCAAUGGGACAAUCCCACUUGUUCUCUCGACGGCUCCGGAGGAUCCUCCCACACACUGGGCUCAGGUGUGUAAGCUCCACGUUAAAUUCCAUCUCGCUGUUCUACACUUUCUUGAGCAGACAAUCCUCUACGUCUACGAGCCUGUCGAACUUCAGCAAGACAAUCUGAUCUCGGGAACUUUCACAAUGUCGCAGUGCAAGGAAAAUCCACGCUUUCUGAACGUUCACAUAGAGUACAGCUGCGGAGAUCGUCACUUUGUGAAAGAGUCGGUGAUGAGGUAGCCUAUCGAUGGCCACUAUCAACUGUUUUUGCGACGUUAAUUGUUAGGCCUGUCAGUUUUACAAGUUCUCUUCUUCUGACUCGUCUGGAACAUGAAGCUUCUCUAUCGCAUUCUGCAAACUUCACAGUUA
Molecule: messenger RNA, 1300 nt
Organism: Selaginella moellendorffii
Lineage: Eukaryota; Viridiplantae; Streptophyta; Lycopodiopsida; Selaginellales; Selaginellaceae
Product: probable protein arginine N-methyltransferase 6
Exons: 12
Coding region: 50-1171 (373 amino acids)
Biological process (GO): peptidyl-arginine methylation
Molecular function (GO): protein-arginine N-methyltransferase activity
Source: RefSeq, a predicted model, not a curated record